Serinus canaria (Common canary) is the source of this 2839-nucleotide messenger RNA. It is a transcript of the gene TCEA3, whose product is annotated as transcription elongation factor A3. Gene Ontology annotation, cellular component: nucleus. The record is from RefSeq and is a predicted model, not a curated record. Gene Ontology annotation, biological process: DNA-templated transcription; transcription elongation by RNA polymerase II. The transcript has 14 exons. NCBI's taxonomy places the organism in Eukaryota, Metazoa, Chordata, Aves, Passeriformes, Fringillidae. Gene Ontology annotation, molecular function: nucleic acid binding; zinc ion binding. The coding region runs from base 958 to 2247 and encodes 429 amino acids.
UGGGCUGGGACAAGCAUCCAGAGCAGGAUCCUCAUCCUACAGCCACCCCAUGUGAGUGCUGGAGCAGGGACAAGCAAGGAUAGCAAGGUUGUUGUCACCUACAUAUCCCAAUGGCCUGCACCCCGUAUUGCUGCCUGUCCAACCAGGCCUGAGGGGCUCCCGCUCCUGCCCUAGGCUGGCACACCAUCAACUGGCUCUGCUGCCACUGCUGGAGUACCAUCUCUGCUGCACUUCAAAGACUGCAGCGUGUCAUUUGUCAUUGCACAAUCAUGGAAUGUUGGAAGGGGCCUUAAAGAUCGGUUUUUACGUCCCCUGAUGUAGGGGGGACACCUUCCACUAGACCAGGUUGCUCCAAGCCUGUCCAUCCUGACCUUGGACAUUUCCAGGGAUGGGAUAUUCUCAGUACCAAAAUACUCCAGUAUGUGGAGUACUGCAGAAUAAGAACUAUUCCUGUAUACUGGAAUUCCACGUAUAGUGGAACGUUCCAAUGCAUGGAGUAUAAAGAUUAUUCCCCCAGGGAUCUUGCUGCUGGAUCAACUUUGGGAAAAACGGAGCUUGUGGCACACGGUACCCCUGCCCCUGAGGAUUCCCUGCCUCAGCUAUCUCGAUGGCAAAGCCCCAUCCCAGGCCCUGUGCCUCAGCACCCCGGGCUCCCCAUGGCUGCGAGCUGUGCGUCCUGGAGCGCCCCGAUGUGCACCUCCCCCGCUCCUGCAGCCGUGGUUCUCGGCUAUAUUUAGCCCUCCCCUGUGCUAUUUUGCUUUCCUGGCAGGAGUUUGUAACUGGCCGGGACAGCCCCACCUCCUUUCUGCUUCUCUCCCUUCCCUUCUCUUCCCUUCCCGUCCCUUUCCCCCUUUUCCCCUCCUCUCUGCUCCCGCCCACCCCGCUGCCCAGGACCCCCAUGUCAGUAGUACCCAGCUGUGCUUGCAGCCAGCGUCCUGCUCUGCUGGAGCCCCCACCAUGGGGCCUGCUGAGGAGCUGGUCCGGAUUGCCAAGAAAUUGGAUAAGAUGGUGGCCAGGAAAAGCACGGAAGGGGCACUGGAUCUGCUCAAGUCUCUUACCAGCUACACCAUGACCAUCCAGCUGCUCCAGACCACACGGAUUGGAGUGGCUGUGAACUCAGUGCGGAAACACUGCUCAGAUGAAGAGGUGGUGGCCUCAGCCAAAAUCCUCAUCAAAAACUGGAAGCGGCUUCUGGAGUCCACCACCACAAAAAAAGAGAAGGAUGCAGAUAAGAAGAAGGAGAAGGACACAGAUGGAGACAAGGAGAAGAAGAAAGGGCUGGAUGUUUCCAGCUGCACCAGUGAAGGGGUGAAGCACAGCAAGAAUACAGCUGAGAAGCACAGGGAGAAGCACAAGGAGAGGAAGCCCAGCAAGUGUGACUCUCACGCCACCAACACCCAGGGCCACUCUGCCGAUUCCAGCCCGGAGAGAGAGUCCAGUGAUGGCAGGAGCCCCACUGCAUCCUCCAAGAAAUCACCUCAGGAUGGCAAGAAAGAGAGGAGAGCCUCUGCUGACUCCAAGUCCUCAACCGUCUCCUCCUCUUCCUCCACACAGAAGAGACUGUCAGGGGAGAGGAGAGCCUCUGUGGGCACCAGCCUUUCUCCAGCUCCCACCAGCUCCCAGAGAAACUCCAGUGACAGCAAGGAGGAAAGAGCCAACAGCAGCAAGGUCAAGCCUGAGGUGCCGCGCACCCCCAGCAGCCCCUCCUUCUCUGCCAGCCCCUGCUUCCUGGCCCCCUGCUACCUCACAGGGGACUCGGUGCGGGACAAGUGCAUUGAGAUGCUGACGGCUGCACUGCGCAUGGACGACGACUAUAAGGAGUUCAGUGUCAACUGCGAGAAGAUGGCAUCGGAGAUUGAAGACCAUAUCUUCCAGGAGCUGAAGAGCACAGACAUGAAGUAUCGCAACCGGGUGCGGAGCAGGAUCAGCAACCUGAAGGACCCCAAGAACCCUGGUCUGCGGAGGAAUGUGCUGUGUGGGGCCAUCGAGCCCAGCCUCAUCGCCCGCAUGACUGCUGAGGAGAUGGCCAGUGAUGAGCUGAAGAAGCUGCGGAAUGCCAUGACCCAGGAGGCCAUCCGGGAGCACCAGAUGGCCAAGACAGGUGGCACCGUCACCGACCUCUUCCAGUGUGGCAAAUGCAAGAAGAAGAACUGCACGUACAACCAGGUACAGACGCGCAGUGCCGAUGAGCCCAUGACAACAUUCGUGCUGUGCAAUGAGUGUGGGAACCGCUGGAAGUUCUGCUGACGCUGCUGGUGAUUGGGCUGGAGGGAACGUGGUGCAAGACAAGCUGCUGUGACACCACAUUGGGCAGCUGGGUAGGGGAGGAGGAGUCAGGGUGGCACCAGUCCCUAAACUCCAACUCCUUUUACCUUUGCACUGGGCUCCCUCAAACAUCCUGGGGACCUGGCCUUUGGCAAUGUCAAGUUCAGUCGAGAAGGUCCCUGUGAAUUCAAUGGUUCUUCCCUGCAAAUACCUGCCCUUUGAUUGGGGUGUGCUGGGAUCCCACUGGGAACAGACUCAUUCUUGGUUUGGGGGCAGGACAGACAUUGCUCCAUGGUCAUGCAGCUUUGCCUGGGAGCUGAGAGUGGCAGAGGGCUAGGUAAUAACCCAAACACCUUCUUCCUCACCUAAGUGCACACAGAGGGAGGGGAGAGACAUGGAGGGGACAGGGUGGGUGCAGCAUGUCCAGAUGCUAUUGGGAUGCCACUGUGCCCCUCUGCUCUAUGACAAAUGGACCAUCCAGCCUGGCUUGAAGGCACCAUGUCCCAGGAAAGAAGGAAAGAUGGCAGAGCGAGGAAGAACCCUUCCAGCCAGAGUAAUAAAGGUGUGAACUGUC